Messenger RNA from Ophidiomyces ophidiicola, 933 nucleotides. It is a transcript of the gene MRS4, whose product is annotated as Fe(2+) transporter. NCBI's taxonomy places the organism in Eukaryota, Fungi, Ascomycota, Eurotiomycetes, Onygenales, Onygenaceae. Gene Ontology annotation, cellular component: mitochondrial membrane. The record is from RefSeq and is a predicted model, not a curated record. Gene Ontology annotation, molecular function: ferrous iron transmembrane transporter activity. The transcript is spliced from 8 exons. Bases 1 to 933 code for a protein of 310 amino acids. Gene Ontology annotation, biological process: iron import into the mitochondrion.
AUGGCCUCUGCAGACCAUCUUACGGCCGAAGAGUUUGAUUAUGAGGCGCUUCCUUCAAAUUAUUCCCUAGGACAUAACAUGCUGGCGGGUGCUUUCGCGGGUAUCGCUGAACACUCGGUUAUGUACCCAGUCGAUCUUUUAAAGACCCGAAUGCAAGUACUUAAUCCUUCGGCUGGAGGACUCUAUACGGGCCUCAGUAAUGCGUUUACCACAAUUUCGCGCGUUGAAGGAUGGCGAACAUUAUGGAAGGGUGUGUCGAGUGUAAUUGUUGGCGCCGGGCCUGCCCACGCUGUUUACUUUGGCACGUAUGAAGUUGUGAAGGAGUUUGCUGGGGGUAACGUUGGGGAUGGGCAUCAUCCAGUCGCGGCUGGCCUGAGCGGAGCAUGCGCGACAAUUACCAGUGAUGCUUUAAUGAAUCCAUUUGAUGUGAUCAAGCAACGAAUGCAAGUACACGGUUCCACCCAUAGAACCAUUUGGCAGUGCGCGCGCACCGUUUAUGCGACCGAGGGAAUGCGUGCUUUCUAUGUGUCCUACCCUACGACUCUCUGCAUGACCAUCCCUUUCACCGCCACACAGUUUAUCGCCUACGAAUCUACGUCAAAGAUUAUGAACCCAUCAAAGAAAUACGAUCCCUUGACCCAUUGCGUUGCCGGUGCUUUAGCCGGCGCCGUUGCCGCUGCUGUAACCACACCCCUAGAUGUGAUCAAGACAGUUCUUCAAACCAGAGGCCUGGCCGAAGAUGCGGAAGCACGCACGAGUCGGGGUCUAUUCAAUGCUGCCGCUCUCAUCAAAAAGCAAUAUGGUUGGUCUGGAUUCUUCCGCGGAAUGCGGCCUAGAAUUAUCGCCACGAUGCCAAGUACCGCAAUUUGCUGGACUUCUUAUGAAAUGGCUAAGGCGUACUUCAAGCGACACUACGGCGAAUCAUCUCUCUAG